AUGGAUUCAAGAGGUUUACUUCAGCCUUACGCCCUCGAGUCUCGUAAGCACCGGCUAGUUGCAAAUUACCGUAAGCGUUUCACCCAAUCCCAGGAACAGAAGAAUAAUAGGCAGAAAAAGAAAAAGAAAAAUGCUAUUCCCCUCUUGAGAGCGCGAAUUGUGCGUACGGCUACACGGUUGGGUGGGAUAACGUUAGCCGGGAUAAUACAGGCUCCGCGGCGCCAAGCCCCUUUUGCGAGAUUCAGCCCUCGAGCUCCUCGCUCCACCAAAAAGGACAAGGUGGAGCCGAGCAUGUUCUUGUUCCUUGUCCAUCGUGAUUAUGCCGCCCAAGAAAGGAUCGAACCGAGGAGGGAAAAGUGCGCAUCGUGGCGAGGACACGGAAGAGGGGGAUUCAGGGCUAAAGUAUAUGACGAGACACGGCCCGCGUCGGCAGUUGAUCGGGACGAGCUUGGUUUGGGUCUAGAUGACAAGUCCGAAACGCACUCUGACAAGGAUGAAGCUGAAGCUCGUAUCCCAGUCCCCGUUGCGAUGUGGGUACGUCUCCCCAACUUCAAACGUCCCUCAUACACCUUCCCAAGCGAACCUCAUGUUUCUAGGACUUUGAUCACUGCGAUCCUAAACGAUGUAGCGGCAAAAAGCUCGCUCGUCUCGGCCUCAUUGCAGAUUUACGUGUUGGUCAACGGUUCAGAGGCGGGGGUGGCGGUGGUCGAAUGUAGUUGGGCUCGAUUGGAUGACGUCCCAUUUGGAAAGAUUCGAUCACCCAACGAACGGUUGUUACCGUACUUGAUUGCAACCAAUCCAGUGAAUUACGGGAAGCCGUGGCGAUUGAACUGUGUCGAAGCGUUGGCGGCAGCGUUUUACAUCGUCGGGUUGGGCGAAUAUGCUGAAAUCUUGCUGAGCAAGUUUUCUUGGGGACAUUCGUUUUGGAAGGUUAAUGGUGGCUUGCUUAAGCGUUACCAAGUGUGCAAGGAUGCUGCAGAAGUCCAGGCCGUGCAAAAACUUAUAGUUGCUGAGUUAGAGGAAGACUAUGAAAGAAGGCGUGCAGAAGGACAAGCAGAAAAUGAUGAUUUGCUCGUUGCUAACCCGAACCAUUCAAAUACGAUUUGGGGUACUCAAAGCGAAGAGGAAGAUUCGGGCAGUGAAGACCAGGACGGCUCCAACGAAUCGGAGGCCGAUGCGAAGAAUGAAUUAGGCGGCGAUGUAACGAAUAAAUUGGAAAAAUUAGAAGUAAGGUAA
Molecule: messenger RNA, 1236 nt
Organism: Rhizoctonia solani
Lineage: Eukaryota; Fungi; Basidiomycota; Agaricomycetes; Cantharellales; Ceratobasidiaceae
Exons: 8
Coding region: 1-1236 (411 amino acids)
Biological process (GO): maturation of SSU-rRNA
Molecular function (GO): rRNA small subunit aminocarboxypropyltransferase activity
Source: RefSeq, a predicted model, not a curated record